GAAGAUUAUACCUACGUUAGCGAUGAGCUUCCUGGCCGGGAGAUUGGCGGCGACGGAGGGCGCCUUCUUCCUCCAGGAAUCCAAGAACGCCGCCGGCCGCCUCGCCCAGAAGCUUCCUCAUCCCUCUUCCUCCGCCGCCGUCGCCUCCUCCGCCUCCGUUGCCGACGCCGCCGACGUUCUCCCGGAGAUCCUCCGCCACUCCCUCCCCCUACAUGGCUCCUCCGCCGCCGCCGCCGCCGCCGCCGCCGACCCCUCCAUCGCCACCGCCUCCAAAUGGCUCCUCCCCCGUACCUCCCCCUCCCCCUCCUCCGGCGCUUCCCCCGACGCCCUAAACCCUCUCCGCGCUUACGUUUCCCUCCCCCAGGCCACCUUCGGCCGCAAAAGAUGGCAACUCCCAGAUGAACACCCUCAUUAUUCGGCGUCGACAGCUAACGAACUGCGACAGGAUCGAUACCCUCCUGUUGACUCCGAGAAGCUGAAGGCGGCGAUAGCAGGGUACUCGCAGAUUGGGAAGGCAUUUGUGAUUGCAACGACAAUGGUCUUCGGAGGUGCAGCAGUCUUAUUUCUCUACACGGCUCGUAAGCUACAACUGCAUAGUACUGAUGAUAUCAGAACUAAAGGGAGAGAUGUAAUCCAGCCUGGAGCUGAUGUAUUGAGGGAGCAAAUGAUUCCGCUACGGACUUGGGCUGAGAAAAUGUCGAGGAAGUGGCAUUUUCAACAGGGGAAAGAAGCUAAAGAGAGGACUAUUGUCAAGGAACUUUCAAAAGCAUUUGGUGCUAGGACAUCCAACUGAUACAUCAUUGUGAUGUGCCACAAGCCUAUAUUGUUAGGUACUGCGCUUGUUGUGUGGUAAAGUAAAAUAUUUCCGAGUAAGUCUCCUGUUCUUUCGAAAGUAUAAAGACCUCCGUGCUUGUAAAUUGUUUUCGAUAAUAGGACAUCCGAUUCGACGAUCAACUCCGUUAAGUAUAAUCUACUAUAUUGGAACUAUCUAGAAACCAAAUUUUAUA
This is a messenger RNA of Ananas comosus (pineapple), 1007 nucleotides long. RefSeq lists its product as uncharacterized. Bases 23 to 793 code for a protein of 256 amino acids. NCBI's taxonomy places the organism in Eukaryota, Viridiplantae, Streptophyta, Magnoliopsida, Poales, Bromeliaceae. The record is from RefSeq and is a predicted model, not a curated record. The transcript is spliced from 5 exons.